AUGUCCUUCGCACUUUUGGCGUCUAGGCACUUGAUUCGCAGGGCUCUUGUGUCAAGUUUCGUGUCACCGAAUGCUUGCAGAACAUUGGUAUGCACUUCCAACAAUAACGCGAAACUGGGAACAGCUCCCCAACCAGUCACAUCCGGUUUCCUUCCUUCUCACCACUGGACGAUCGAACGUUUGAUUGCUGUCUCAAUGCUUCCUAUGUAUCCUAUCGCUCUGAUCUACGAGCCAUACCUUAUGGACUACGUGGUAUCUGCUGCUGUCUCACUUCACGCUUACUGGGGCUUUGGUGGUGUCAUUCGUGACUAUGCUAUCGAGCGUAAGUACGGCCCACUCGUUCCUAAAGCUCUGCAGUUGUUUUGGAAGGCCGUCUGCCUUCUCGGAUUCGCUGGAUUUACCUACUUCAACUACUACGACAUUGGUGUUAUCAAGGGCGUCAAGAAAAUAUGGUCUCUUUGA
This is a messenger RNA of Hydatigera taeniaeformis, 462 nucleotides long. The record is from the annotation of a GenBank genome assembly. NCBI's taxonomy places the organism in Eukaryota, Metazoa, Platyhelminthes, Cestoda, Cyclophyllidea, Taeniidae.